This is a messenger RNA of Debaryomyces fabryi, 1821 nucleotides long. RefSeq lists its product as uncharacterized. Bases 1 to 1821 code for a protein of 606 amino acids. The transcript has a single exon. NCBI's taxonomy places the organism in Eukaryota, Fungi, Ascomycota, Pichiomycetes, Serinales, Debaryomycetaceae. Gene Ontology annotation, cellular component: cytoplasm. Gene Ontology annotation, molecular function: nucleic acid binding; zinc ion binding. The record is from RefSeq and is a predicted model, not a curated record.
AUGAAAACAUGCUACUAUGAGUUAUUGCAAGUAGAAUCUACAGCAACAGACUUAGAGUUGAAAAAAGCCUAUAGAAAAAAAGCCCUUCAAUUACAUCCUGACAAAAAUCCUGAUGACGUAGAAGGUGCUACCGCCAGGUUUGCAUUAGUACGAGCAGCAUACGAAGUAUUAUCAGAUCCUCAGGAGAGAUCAUGGUACGACUCACAUAAAUCCCAAAUUUUGAGAGAUGAAGAUACUUUUGAAGUGGAUGAGAAUGAAUUGGUAAUUCCAAGUAUUUCUGUCGAAGAGAUCUUGAGAUAUUUCAAUCCUUCUUUCUAUACAACAAUAGAUGAUUCACAGGUUGGAUUUUAUAACGUUGUGAGUAGACUAUUUGAAAGAAUAGCGGCUGAAGAGAUUAGUCAUGCUAAACAUCAAGGGUUAGUCAAAUAUGAAAAGUAUCAUGAUGAUGCGCCAAAUGUUAAUGUAAUUGAAGAAUCCAUGUUGUUAUAUCCAAGAUUUGGAAACAGUAAGAGUGAUUAUAUAUCACAUGUCAGGCCGUUCUACAAUACAUGGUUAUCUUUUCAGAGUGUCAAGGCAUUUAAUUGGAAAGACGAGUAUCGUUAUUCCACAGCACCUGAUAGAAGGACAAGAAGACUCAUGGAAAGAGAAAAUAAAAAGGCAAGAGAUGCCGCAAGAAAGGAGUAUAACGAGACGGUUAGAAGUCUUGUUGCAUUUAUUAAGAAAAGAGAUGUGAGAGUUAAACAAGGAAUCAGUGAAUAUGAAAAGCAAAAGAAGAAAAAGCAACAGGAAGAAUUGGCAGAUCAGAUUAGAAACAACCGCCAAGAUGAAUUGAGAAAGUUGGCGACUCAAAAUAAUUUUGAAAUCCAAGACUGGCAGCAAUUAUCAAUAGAAGAAUUGAAUGAACUCGAGCAAAUGCUAGACGAAGAGUAUAAUUCUAGCUCGGAUAGCGAGUUUGAUGAAUUCGAACAAACAGGAGACGAAAAUUAUUUUGAAUGCUUCGUUUGUAACAAAUACUUUAAAUCUGAAAAACAAUUUGAAACACAUGAACAAUCAAAUAAGCAUAAGAAGGUAGUAAAUAAAUUAAAGUGGGAAAUGCAAAAAGAAGGUAUCGAGUUGGGCAUCGACAAGGAGGAUGUAGAUCUAGAUGAAUUCGAGACGGCUAGUAGUGGAUUAGAAUCGGAAGACUAUGAUUAUGAUAUCAACUCUGAAAGUAUUGACAACGUAUCGGAAGCAUCAGAAACCUACAACGAGAAUCGUGAAGAAGAUGAUGCUCUAAAAUCUUCGGUAAUCAUAGACAAUGCUUCUGAUAACAUAGAUAACAUAGAAUUUGAAGUUGACGAUGAAAUAAAUAGUGAUUUUGAAAAUAAUGCUGAACCUAUAAUAGAGCCACAACCAUCGCUUAAAAAGAAGCUGAAAAACAAGAAGAGUAAAAAUAAGAACAAAAGUAUGCCAACAUAUUCAGAUGAUGAAGAUGAUGAGUUGAAAAGAGAAUUGUCCAAGCUUAAUUCUGACCUAAAGGGCGUAGCACUAGAAAGUGACAGUGACUGGUCAACAAAUACAAAAAGUAAAAAAAACAAAAAAAAGAAGACCCCCAAUGCUGAUUCGGAAACUUCAAGUCCUCGGCCCCAAGCAACAAUUCCAAAGAAAAAAAAGAAUAAUGAAUCUGAUGAGUUACCUUCCUACGUACCUAAAGGUUCAGAGAUAUGUGUGGUUUGCAAAGAACUAUUUACAUCAAGAAACAAGCUUUUUCAGCAUGUUAAGUCAACAGGUCAUGCUGCUCCUUUAGCUCAAACCAAAAAGGGUAAUAAAAAAAGGAAUUAA